AUGGCCGCAGAGACAGAAAACACUCUCCAGAAGGUCGACUCUUUGACCGACCACCAGGAUGGCGCCGCUAAGAAGGGCCACCGCAGAGUCAGCUCCAUGGCUGCUGAUGUCUACCGGAUCGAGGAUCUAGAGAAGGAAGGCAAGAAGAUCGAGAUCGCAAUCGAAACCCAGAAGCUGAAUUGGAAGCUGAACAAGUCACCGACCACUGUCGAAGACCCAUCAGUCUUGAAGAUGCCACUCACCGAGCCCAAGCUCAAGUCCAUCGCCCUGCACUUCCCGCUAGGCCUAGAAGUCACCGCACGGAACAUGAAGGGUGUCACUAUCAAGGAUGCACUAGAUGCCAUCCACAAGCAGUUCAAGAAGCGCGCAGACGACGAGUUCGAGAAGCCAUACCUAAUGGGCUUUGAAUGGGACCCAGAGGAGUGCUACACCCGCUUUAUCGUCCACCAGUCGGCCGUCCCGACAGUAAAGAACGACUUCGGCUCAAGCAAGAAGAAGAAGAAGAACAAGGCUGAGGGCGAGGAGGGUUCCUAA
Messenger RNA from Alternaria atra, 534 nucleotides. RefSeq lists its product as uncharacterized. The record is from RefSeq and is a predicted model, not a curated record. The transcript is spliced from 4 exons. Lineage: Eukaryota; Fungi; Ascomycota; Dothideomycetes; Pleosporales; Pleosporaceae. The coding region runs from base 1 to 534 and encodes 177 amino acids.